Bombus impatiens (common eastern bumble bee) is the source of this 791-nucleotide messenger RNA. RefSeq lists its product as uncharacterized. Bases 216 to 647 code for a protein of 143 amino acids. The transcript has 2 exons. The record is from RefSeq and is a predicted model, not a curated record. NCBI's taxonomy places the organism in Eukaryota, Metazoa, Arthropoda, Insecta, Hymenoptera, Apidae.
UUUGUUCACAUUUAGCUCCACAGGAAAAAAAUGAAGAAAAGCAGCAGAGCACCACGGAAGAAGAAUCAAAAGACGACGAAACCAUCAAGGAAGUCGCUCAUUGGAUUCCAGCAUACUACGAGGAUUCGUGGGUAAAGGACGUAAAUUCGUGGACAACUGAAGAGAAUGCGUGGACAACUGGCGUGAAUUUCUGGACGAGGGAAUUAAAUUCGUGGAUGAGUGGCUUUGAGCCGCGUACAAGUAACGCGAAUUCGUGGACGAAUGCUGUGUAUCAGCGGACAAAUGAAUUGUAUCCGCAGACGAAUGAAUUUUAUCCGCGGACGAAUGUUAUGUAUCCGCCGAAGAAUGUUGUGUAUCCGCCGAAGAAUGUUGUGUAUCCGCCGACGAAUGUUGUGUAUCCGCAGACGAAUCGUGAGUUUCCGUGGACGAAUCGUGAGUAUCCGCGGACGAAUUGUGAGUAUCCGCGGACGAAUUGUGAGUAUCCGCAAAUGAAUGGUGAGCAUCCGUUCAUCAACAAUAAGUAUCUGUGGAUGAAUGGCAAGUACGUGUGGUCGAAUGGUGACAAUUCGCGGUCAAAUGGGGAGAAUUUGUGCACAAAUUUCCAAAAUUCGUGGACAAAUCUUCAGAAUUCGUGUAUGAAUGGCUAGAUCUUUUAGAUAAAUUAUGACAAUUCUUGAACAAAUGACGACAAAUCUUUGAUAAAUGACGACAGAGCUUUAAUAAAUGACGAGAAUGUGGUUAAAUUGCGAGAAUCCAUGGUCAGAUGUCGAGAAUCCAUCGAUCAACGACGA